CCGCGCCAUUUGCAACAACAAUUUUAGGCGCCAAAUGUUGGCAUUCUAUUGUACAGUAUUGACCAGCCUUUCGACGAUUGUAAGCCAGUUAGACGGGUGUUUGUGAUCUUAGAUUCAUUGGCCAUGUUCCUCCGUUUUCUCAAGAAACUUACUGGCAUAGACUUGAAUGUGAAUAAUGAUGCUGUUGUGGAUAUGGAGCCAGGCAUUACAGUCAUGGAUCUUCCUCCACCUGUAAUUGUAAAUAUUUACAGUUAUCUAAAUCCCGAAGAUAUUUUGUCAAUGAGAAACAUAUGUCCAUUAUGGAAUCACCUAAGUUAUGAUGCAUCUAUAUGGAGAGAGUUGAACACAAGCAAUUGUACAGAUUCAUUCCUUUCCAAUGGCUCUUUCUGCAAACUACUUCAUGAGGUAGAAGCUUACAUUGAAGUCCUGCAUUUUGAUAUUGAGUAUAUAUCUAUACUAGACUACUUGGCACAAUCAGAAGCAUCAUAUUGCCAGAACUUACAAGAAAUACAUAUCUUUAACGAGAAAAAGAUAGGGAAAACAAUUGAUAUCAAUGGUUUGGAUCAAAAGAUGGUGAAGCUGUCUCAGAAGUGCAAACAAUUGAAAAAAUUGCAUUAUGAAAAUUUGUUUAUCAAUACAGAUGCUGUUUUUGACAAGUUAAAGUAUUUCAAGUGUUCCUCUGACGAUGAAACAAUUGAUGAAACUUUGGAAGAGCCAGCCAGACUUAAAGCUUUCAUCCAAAGGCAUCCACAGAUAGAAGACCUUGACAUACACCUCCCAGCGUUGCCUGAUGAUAAUGAACUCAGUGCUACUUCAAUACUGUUGGACCUCCCGCUACUGAAAAAGCUGAGAUUGUAUGAUAACUUUACAGAUGAGGAAAUCCCAUUGUUGCAGCCCAUCAACCAUCAGUUGAAUCUAGAGAGUCUAACUUUAUACUUCUUGUCUUAUGUCACGGAUGAAACCAUUGUUGCUAUCCUUACUAAAGUUCCAAAGUUGAAAAUUUUUGAUGUAAGAUACUGUGAUCUAGUGACCGAUGUUACACUGAAAUGUGUAGCAAAGAACUGCCGUGAAAUUACAGAAUUUAGCAUUGUUGGUUAUCAUCCAGUGCUUUUUACAGGAGCUGGUGUAAAAGAAGUAGCUUUGAACUGUACCAAGGUGGAAUGGGUAACUGUGAUUCCAUGUUCUGAUGAUGAUGAUGAAGACAUUUAUGCAUUUAUUUCACAUUGCGCAGAAAAAUUGAGGUUGCUUGUUGUGAGUGGAGGAGUGACUGACAGAACAAUUUUGAAAAUGACGGAGAUAUGUCCGAAUAUAUUUUAUCUUGAUUUAUAUGACUGCCCAAAGCUCACAGGGGCUUCCAUAUCUGCAGUGUUGAGGUGUUACAAAAAUUUGGAAUGUCUAACACUUAUUGGUAAUAGUAAUAUCAAGACACUAGAUGACUUUUGUGAAGUUGAAGCCAUUAAAGUGUUGAAAAGUGACAAGCAGAAGAAUGUUGAACGCAAAUGUGUUGUUGAAGAGGGAAAGUUGAAAGCUGUAAAACUAGACAAGAUUCAAGAACAGGAACAAUCUGGGGAAAAGCUUGAAGAGACGGUAUAUGACAAACAUAAUGGUGUGGUAAAAACUCUUGUAAAGUCUACAGAGACAGGUAAAAGAUUGUCAUUUUUAUUAUGUUUGCAUAUGAAUGGCUGUUAUGAACUUACAGAUAAUUCGCUCUUCAAAUUAGCUUGCUACUGUCCCAAUCUGCGUCAAGUACAUCUCUCAGGAUGUGUCGAUUUGUCAGACAAUACAGUGAAAACCUUUGUUCAAAGAUGCCCCUUUUUAUCUGAGUUUGACAUAAGCCUUGAAUACGCUCCAGAAAAUCUGGUAGGGGAGAAAGUAACAGAUGAAGGUUUAGCUGACAUUGCAAGAUAUGGAAAGAAACUGUGUAUGAUCAAAUUGGAUUUUCGUGAUAAUAUUACGACUGAAGGUCUCUUUGAGUUGAUACGUAAUUGUCCUAUUAUACAACAUGUGCAAAUAAGUGUAACGGAGGGUAAAAGUAACUUGACAAAGGAGAAGCUGAUGAAAUUUGCAGAGGCUUACAAGCAGAAGUUUAUAUGUAUGAAUGUAGAUGGGACUGAUUUUGGGACGGAGUGCUGCUUGGACAUUUACAUAUCUGAUAAAGAGCCAACAUCCUUCUCAAGAAAAUAUUUCUACUUCAAUUUUAAGUUCAAAGGUGAAUGGAACAUUGUAACUGAUAAAAAUAUACAGUGACUGACAUUGUACAUAUGUCAUUGAUUUAGGUAGCCUGACAAAGCUUGCCUGCAUACUCAUGCUUAUUUUGCUCAUGAAGUUUAAGAAAGUGUUUUUCACAAUAAAUAGUUUGUUCUUGAAGAAUAUGUAAAAAAAUAAAAGAAUUUCAUCUAGCAUAAUAUUAUGAGAAGACUUUUUACAUUAUUGACUCAAUAUGCCAAAAUAUAGCCCCUAGUUUGUACUCCAUUACUGAUGGGGUAGAAGUAUAUUAAAAGUAGUUUAAGCUUAUGUUCAUACAUUUUAGCUUGAUUUUUUUUUUUUGGAAAAAAGAAUUAUUGCUAUAGUCAUGGCAGUGUUCCUGUUGCUGUCAACAAACUUUAACCUUGAUCAUAACUUUUUAAGUUGUUGGUGUAUUGUCUUCAUACUUUGCCACAACAACCCUUAACAAGACCAGACUUAAGUUGACCUUUAUUCAUACAUGACAUUGACCUUAAAGGUUUAAUGUCUUAAUUUUGCUUGAUUUUUAUUAGUGGCUAUAACUUUGUUUUUAUGCCACCGCAGCAUCUGCGAUGCGGUGGCAUAUAGCGAUUCACCUGUGUGUGUGUGUGUGUUGGUGUGUGUGUGUGUGUGUGUGUGUGUGUUUGUUUGUUCGUGUGUGUGUGUGUGUGUGUUAUAUAGAUUAUAUAGUGAACUUAAAAUAUCUUCUUGUGAAAAACCACUAGUCCAAUUUCAACCAAACUUGGCAGGAUUGAUCCUUGGGUGAAGGGGUUCCAAAGUUGUUCAAAGAAUUUCAUUCCAUGCAGAAAUCUGGUUGCCAUGGCAACCAAAAGGAAUUAAAAGAAUAAAUUUAAAAAAUCUUCUUGUAAAGACCCAAAAGGCCUAGAGCUUAGAUAUUUUGCAUAAGGCAUUGUCUGGUAGACCUCUACCAAGAUUGUUCAAAUUAUAGCCCUGGGGUCAAAAUUGGCCCGGCCCCGGGGGUCAUUGAUUUUCACUAUAUGUACAUAUAGUAAAAACUUAAAAUACCUUCUUGUAAAGACCCAAAAGGCCUAGAGCUUAGAUAUUUUGCAUAAGGCAUUGUCUGGUAGACCUCUACCAAGAUUGUUCAAAUUAUAGCCCUAGGGUCAAAAUUGCCCCUGCCCCGGGGGUCAUUGAUUUUCACUAUAUGUUCAUAUAGUAAAAACUUAAAAUACCUUCUUGUAAAGACCCAAAAGGCCUAGAGCUUAGAUAUUUUGCAUAAGGCAUUGUCUGGUAGACCCUUACCAAGAUUGUUCAAAUUAUAGCCCUGGGGUCAAAAUAGGCCCCGCCCCGAGUGUCAUUGAUUUUCACUUUAUGUACAUAUAGUAAAAACUUAAAAUACCUUCUUGUAAAGACCCAAAAGGCCUAGUGCUUAGAUAUUUUGCAUAAGGCAUUGUCUGGUAGACCCUUACCAAGAUUGUUCAAAUUAUAGCCCUGGGGUCAAAAUCGGCCCCGCCCGGGGGGUCAUUGGUUUCCUUAUAUGUAUAUAGUAAAAACUUAUAGUAAAAACUUUAAAAAAAUUUCUUCUAGCAAUUGACAAAUGCUAGAGGUUAGAUAUUUUGCAUGAAACAUUGUGAAGUGAACUUCUAGCAAGAUUGUUGUUGAAUUAUAGCCCUGGUGCCAAAAUUGCCCCCGCCCCAGGGGUCAUUGAUUUUAAAUAUAUAUAUAGUAAAAAAUCUUAUUGUCUGAAGGUACAAGGCUUAGAGCUUUAAUAUUUGUUAAAUGAUAUCAUCUAUAGGAACUCUACCAAAGUUGUUCAAAUUUUGCCUCUAGUGUCAAAAUUAGCCCCGCCCCGGGGGCCAUAGGUUUUCCUUAUAUGUAUAAAGUAAAAACUUAAAAAAUCAUCUUCUUUAAAUUUACAAAGACUAGAGUUAAGAUAUUUUGCAUGAAACAUUAUGUAGUGAACCUCUAGCAAGAUUGUACAAAUAAAAGCCCUGGGGUCAAAAUUGGCCCCACCCCCAGGGGUCAUUGAUUUUCACUAUGUACACAUAGUAAAAAAAUAAAAAAUAUUUUUGUCUGAAGGAACAAGGGAUAGAUUUUUGAUGUUUGCUAUAUAAUAUCAUCUAUAGGUCCUCUACUAAAGUUGUUCAAAUUUUUCCCCUGGUGUCAAAAUUGGCCCUGCCCGGGGGCAGUGAUUCUCAUUUUGUACACAUAGUAAAAACAGAAAAUAAAACAAAUGUUUUCUGAAUGGGAGAAAGCUACAGCUUAGAUAUUUGACUUGAAAUGUUGUUUGGUGGACCUGUAUCAAGAUUGUUUUGAAUUAAACCCUUGGGUCCAAAAUUUUGUCUUGCCCAAGGGGACAGUGACCUACUUUCUUGUCCUUUAAUGUACAGCAAUGAAAUUUUGACCAUGUGCACAGUUUUAGUUGUAAAAUUGAACUUUGAUGUCAGGUGACCUAGGUUUUGUUGAUGUGACCUACUUUCUUGUCCUUUGAUGUACAGCUAUGAAAUUUGAACCCUGUGCACAGAUAAAGAUGUAAAGUGAACUUUGAUUUCAGCUGACCUAGAUUUUGACAAAGUGUCUUACUGUGUUGUCCUUUUGAUGUAGUCAUGAAAUUUAGGCUGUGUGAAAUAUGACCUUCACCACCAAAUUCACUAGACUCGAGUGCAUUGAUAUCCUCCUACUCUGAUCUUUUAUUGAGUUAACAUUAGAUUUAACCACUUAUCUGAUAAUAAGAAUAAGAUAGGUCAGGGAUCUAUGCUUUAUGACAAUCUUCAAAAUUGUAAAGAAACAAAAAAAAUCUGUUCCUACACUACUAUUUAGUGUUGUAUUAAUGCGGUGGCAUAGCAUUUUUCUCAAAUGCAAUCUUGUUUGUUAUGUUUUAUUGGAUUGUCUUCAGACUUGAAGCCUUGGUCCAUUUAUGAACUACCAGGAAGGUUAAAGUGACAUUAUGCUCAUAUUUUCAUACUCAAGUUAAGCAGAAUUGACUUUUAAUUUCAAAAGAUUGACUGUUUAAAUGGUGUUUGACCACCAGUUUAUUUUGGAAAAUGUUUAGGAUCAAAUUUUAAAUCUUCCUAAAAUAUAAAAGACUGCCCCUCUCUUUUUAUAAACUGAAUGUUUCUGGUAAGUUCUAAUUAAUAUUUACAUAAAUUCUGCUUUGAUCCAGGGGUUAUUCAUUGUUUAUGUUAAGUAAAUUAUUAAAUUAAAAUGAAUUAUGGCAAUGUAAAAACUUAUUUUGACUUUCACCUGUUCACUCACUGUACAUACCAUUGAAUGGGCAAAAUGUAACUGUAUUUUUAUUUGAUUUUUGCUAUAAUUGACUAACAGUUACUUUUAAUUUAUAAAUGGUUUAUCUUCAUACUUGAAUGGAAAAUACUUUCUGAAAGGUUCAACUGACCUUGACUGUCAGGGUCAAAUUAUUGAAUUUGGGUUAUAUAUUUAUAAUUUUGAUAUUCAUGUACAAAUUUGAUUUAUAAUUGGACAAAACAAGACUUGAUAACUGCCGUAUGAACACAUCUGCGGAUGUUUCUAAAUUCAACAGUUUUGUGUUAAAAUGUUGAAUUCUGCUUAAGCCAGUGCUAGGGGGCGUGGACGGUAACUUGCACUUUCCAGUACCGUCCAUGAACAGGCUCAAUCAAACCGAGUCUGCAACAUUUUACAAUUUUGCCGUGUUGGGCUUUCUUAAGGGAUUCUGUUUUUCAAUAUCCCACAUAUGGUACCAAACAAACAUUGAAUAAUUAAGAGAUGACAUUGACCAUAAUUGACUUUAACAUGAAAUUCUCUUGUUUUUCCUGUACUUGACUGACUGUUAUUUAUGAAUAGACACAGUGUCCUUUAGGUCAGGGCCAAAUUGACAUUAACAAAUGUGUGACAUUGACCUUGAUGGCUUAAUCAUUGAGUUGUCACUGAUUGUUGCUAUAAUAUUCUGUAACUUGGUUAUUAUACCUACACCACAAAAUGUGGGGGGGGGGGGGGCUAUAAUGGAUUUGCUUUGUCUUGUCAGUCCGUCCGUCCGUCUCCAUUAUCGUGUCCACUCUAUAAAUCCUAUACCGAUUUUCUUCAAACUUGGCUCAAAUGUUCAACUCAAGAACCCAUGUUACCCAUGUGUCAGCAGUCUGGUCAAGGUCACAGUUGAAGGUCAAAUAUCAAACAGUCAAAUAUUAGACAGUAUGUUGUGUCCGCUCCUACACUAAUUGAAAGAUUUUCUUCAAUCUUGGCUCAAAUGUUCACCUCAACAAGGUUAUGUGCAGAUCCCAUGUUACCCUUUUGCCUUGUUUGUUUGUUCGUUUCAUUUUACGCAUUUUCCCAACAGUAUUUCAGUCAUAUAGGCGGGUAGUUUCCUAAGCAUUGUUUCUGGAGAGUUACAUAUCCUUUUGCCUACCCUUUUGCGUGUUUUAUGGUCAAGGUCACACCUGAAGGUCAAAAAUUGACUUAGAAAAUAUUCUUAAACUUUAACAUGUAUUUGAAUAUUUCUGAAACUAGAGAAGGUAUUUGCUUGAAACUUUAAAUAUGUUUGAAGUGUCACAAUGAAGAUACGCAGGUCAAGUUUCAGAACUCUGUAUUGCAUUUUGACAAAGUUAUGCCCCUUUUUUAGUCCUCAAAUUUAUAUUCAAUCAAACAUUAGACAAUAUGUCGUGUCCACUCUAUAAAUCCUAUACUAAUGAAGUAUUUUCUUCAAACUUGACUCAAAUAUUAACCUCAACAAGGCUAUUUGCAGAACCCAUGUUACCUUUGUGUGGGCUUACGGUCAAGGUCACACUUGAAGGUAAAAAAUUGACUAGAAAAUGUUCUUUAAUUUUAACAUGUACUUGAAUAUUUCUGAAACUAGAGAAGGUAUUUGCUUGAAACUUAAAAGAUAUAUGAGGUGUCACAAGUAAGAUAUGCAGGUCAAGUUUCAUAACUCUGUUUUGCAUUUUGACAAAGUUAUGCCCCUUUUAAAGUCUUUAACUUUACAUACAAUCAACACCAGACAAUUUGUCGUGUCCGCUCUAUAAAUCCUAUACUUAUAGAAGGAUUUUCUUCAAACUUGACUCAAAUGUUCACCCCAACUGGGCAAUAUGCAGAACCCAUCUAACCCUUGGGCCAGCUUAAGGUCAAGGCCACACUUGAAGGUAAAAAAUUGACUUACAAAAUGUUCUUAAAUUUUAACAUGUACUUGAAUAUUUCUAAAACUAGAACAGAUUAAUCAUUUGAAACUUCAAAUGUAUAGGAAGUGUCGCAAGUAAGAUAUUCAGGUCAAGUUUCAUAACUAAAAAAGCGUGUGGGGGAAUAACUUUGUAUUGUAUUUUGACAAAGUUAAGUCCAUUUUAUGCCCCUUUUAGGCUUAGAAAAGGUUCUGAUAUAACCAUUAAUACUUAAAUGUUUCUGAAACUUGAACAGAUAUUCACUUGAAACUAUAUAGUAUAUGAAGGGUCACAAGUAAGCUCAGUAUACUCUUAAUUUCAUUUGUCAUAAUUAUGCUAUUUUCUUAACUACUCUGCUUUUGUUUGUUUUAGUACAUUGGGAAAAUGUAAGGUUAUUUGUAACUGUUUCAAACAUGAUUUGACAAUAUAUAUUUAUACUAUUACCUGUACAAUUUGUCUUUUUUCACCAGAGAUAUUUUUUUUAUGUAUAUGUAUUUAUGCCACUGAAGUUAUUCCCUUAACCACCUUUCCAAGUCGUCUUCUGUCAAGGACAUUGGUGGGGGUAUGAUUGGCAUUCAGCGAUAGUUUUAGUUAUACAAAUGGAAUAUUAUGUUGUAGUAGCUUUCUGAGGCUUUGUAUUUUUUCUACGAGCAUCGGUGGAAAAUUGAUAUCUCGCGAAACCGAAGGUCGAGCGAGAUAUCAAUUUUCCAAUGUUGCGAGUAGAAAAAUACAUAGUCUCAGAAAGCUACUAUAACAUAAUUUUCCUUUUAUUAUAUGCCCGAAAGGGCAUAUUAUGUUAUACCCCCUGGCGUCGUCUGUCUGUCCGUCCGUUAGCAAUUUGGUUUCCGGAGCAUAACUUAAGUUCCAUUUGGCCCACAAUGUUCAAAUUUCAUAGGAUGAUUGUCCAUAUUAGGUAGAAGACCCCUAUUGAUUUUGGGGUCAAAAGGUCAAAGGUCAAGGUCACUAUGACCUUAAAACUGAAAACAGUUUCUGGAGCAUAACUUAAGUUCCAUUCGACCCACAAUGUUCAAACUUCAUAGGAUGAUUAUCCAUAUUGGGUAGAAGACCCCUAUUGAUUUUGGGGUCAAAAGGUCAAGGGUCAAGGUCACUAUAUCCUUAAAACUGAAAACAGUUUCAGGAGCAUAACUUAAGUUCCAUUUUGCCCACAAUAUUCAAACUUCAUAGGAUGAUUGUCCAUAUUGGGCAAAAGACCCCUUUUGAUUUUGGGGUCACUAGGUCAAAGGUCAAGGUCACAAUUACCUUAAAAUCAAAAACAGUUUCCGGGGCAUAAUGUAAGUUCCAUUUGGCCUGCUAUAUUCAAACUUCAUAGGAUGAUUGUCCAUAUUGGGUAGAAGACCCCUAUUGAUUUUUGGGUCACAAGGUCAAAGUCACUUUUACCUUAAUACUUAAAACAGUUUCUAGAGCAUAAUUAAAGUUCCAAUUGGCCCACAAUAUUCAAACUUCUUAGGAUGAUUGUCCAUAUAAGGUAGAAGACCCCUAUUGAUUUUGGGGUCACAAGGUCAAAGGUUAAGGUCAUUAUUAAUAACUUAAGUAUUAAUCAACCUACAGCUGUAAAAUUUUAUAGGAUGAACAGCUAAUUCCCUGUUUUACAAAUGCUUCAUCCUUACUAAAAAAAAACACUUUCGGGCAUAUAAUGCUCCGCCUAGCGGUGCCCUUGUUAUAUACCUUGUCGUUAAUGAAAUGUAGUUGUCAAAAAAUAAAUUUAUGACUGACGGAUGAAUACGUAAGUCUUGCAAACCGGCCGCGCCUUUAAUAAUUUUGGUUCCCGUUUCCAAAUGCAACGUUAUACAAAGCUAAGAUCGGAACCAACGUCAAAAAUAGUCCGGCACUUCCAUAUAUGGUACCGUAUUUGUCACUAACAUAAUACGGAAAUUUCUAUCCGUAUCUAAUACAAAACAACAAAAUUGGACUAGGUCUAAAAGGUUGAACUGACAUUGAGCUGUAAAUAACAUUAACCCAUUACCCGAUGAGCAUUUUGUGAAAAAUGGCUGUUUUCAUUGAAAAGUCUCCCGUUACAAGUUCAGGUUGCUAUAAAACUAUAAAAACUGCUUCAAUACUAAUCAAACUUGGCACAAAUGUUGACUGGACCAUUGCCUUUGUAACAACAUGCUCAGUCUGAAAUUUCCUGUUACCAUGGCAACUAGGGGACAUCUCAAAAUUGCCAAAAAUCACUAUUUUGCAUUGAUUUUUUCCAUCAAAAUUGAUUUCAAAGUGCUGCCACUUCUCAAUGGAUCGAGAUAGAGUCAAAGGCUUUUCAGCAUUGGUUACACGUUACCUUAUGAUCGACCUGGGGCCAUUUUUAGCCUCCCACAAGUCCAAAAUUUUCUUGGCGAUGAGGGGGACUCUGCCCCCCCUUCAAACCCCCCAAACAGAAGGGGGCACAUCCCCCUUCUGGCAACCCCCUGAUGUAUCUUUUGGAUGGGGGGCCGCGCCGAAAAAGUGGUCAAUUUUUUAAACAACAUUUCUCAAACAAAAACAAGUGUUUUGGGGCCUUAAUAAGGCAUUUUUUCACCAUUUGAGGAAGCAAAAAGGGGGGGGGGGUGAAAAAGGUGUAGAAAGGCGUAUAUAUCUGGUAAUGGGUUAACCGUCAAGGUCAAAUGAUUGAAUUUUGGUAUUGAUACUUAUGUACAGAUUUGAUUAAUACAUACAUGUAGACAAAACAGCACUUGUCACCAAACCAGCAUGUUGAAUAAUUGAGACAUGACUUUGAGUCCUUGACCUUUAAUGACAAAAUGACAUUCACCAUUGGCGUCAGAUGAUUGAAUUUUGCUUUAUGCUCGAAAAUUUGCUUUAAAACAAACUAUAAAAAGGGUUUAAAAAACUUAAAAUUUAACAAACUCAGUUUUUAUUAGCUCACCUGUCACUUUGUGACAGGGUGAGCUUUUGUGAUCGCUUUUCGUCCGGCGUCCGUCCGGCGUCCGUAAACUUUUACUUUAAAUGACAUCUCCUCAUAAACCACGAAGCCAAUUUCAUCCAAACUUCACAGGAAUGUUCCUUUGGUGGUCACCUUUGAAAAUUGUUCAAAGAAUUUAAUUCCAUGCAGAACUCUGGUUGCCAUGGAAACCAAAAGAAAAAACUUUAAAUAUCUUCUUCUAAGAAACCCAAAGAGCUAGAGCUUAGAUAUUUGGCAUGAAACAUCUUCUAGUGGGUGUCUACCAAAUUUGUUCAAAUAAAAGCCCUGGGGUCAAAAUUGGCCCCACCCCAGGGGGUCAUUGAUUUUCCCUAGAUGUAUAUAGUAAAAACUUAAAAAAUCUUCUUUUAAAGAACCCAAAGAGCUAGAGCUAAGAUAUUUAGCAUGAAACAUCUUCUAAUGGGUGUCUACCAAGUUUUUUCAAAUAAAAGCCCUGGGGUCAAAAUUGGCCCCGCCCCAGGGGGUCAUUUAUUUUUCCUAUAUGCAUAUAAUAAAAACUUAAAAAUCUUCUUUUAAAGAACCCAUAGUGCUUGAGCUAAAAUAUUUAGCAUGAAACAUGUUCUAAUAGAUGUCUACCAAGUUUGUUCAAAUAAGAGCCCUAGGGUCAAAAUUGGCCCCGCCCCAGGGGGUCAUUGAUUUUCCCUAUAUGAAUAUAGUAAAAACUUAAAAAUCUUCUUUUAUAGAAGCCAAAGAGCUAGAGCUAAGAUAUUUAGCAUGAAACAUGUUCUAAUAGAUGUCUACCAAGUUUGAUCAAAUAAGAGCCCUGGGGUCAAAAUUGGCCCAGCUCCGGGGGACAAUGAUUUUCCUUAAAAUGUGUAUAGCAAAAACUUAAAAAUUUUCUUCGAAAAAAAACCAAAUAGCUAGAGUUUAGAUAUUAAGCAUGAAACAUCUUCUAGUAAGUGUCUACAAAGAUUGUUCAAAUAGAAGCCCUGGGGUCAAAACUGGCCCUGCCCCAGGGGUGUCAUUGUUUUUAAAUAUAUAUGUAAAGAAAAAACUUAAAAAAUCUUCUUUUAAAAAACCCAACGAGGAUGAAACAUCUUCUAAAGGUUGUCUACCAAGUUUGUUCGAAUAAAAGCCCUGGGGUUUAAACUGGCCCCACUCUAGGGGGCCUAUAUACAGGUGAGCGACUUCAGGGCCAUCAUGGCCCUCUUGUUUAUUUUUGUUCUAUUCAUUGAAAUAUGUAAUAACAUUAAAACUUCCAAUAGUGUUAUGCCAAUUGUUUUCUUCUCAUUAAAUCUGGAGCUCUGCAGUUUAAAGAUGUAUGUGAGCUACAAAUAUUGCAUGAAUAAAAACAGCAGUAGUAGAUUAUUGUAGUUUGUGAAAUAAAAUACUGAUUAGAAGGAAACUUUUAAGUGAUCAUGGUCUGCACUGUUUGCUGCUCAGUCAGUUCUUAUUUUGAAAAUGUCCAUAAAAAGUGAUGCAUGUCUUUUUUGUUAUGUCCGGAAUGAAAGAUGGACAAGUCCUAAUAAGAUAUUUAGGGUGGUAAUGGAUAAUUUUUCAAUUUUCAUUGAAUAUAUUAUAUUAAAGAACUGUCAAAAAGUGUGCUCUGGUUUGACACCUAUAACAUUGUUUCAAAAGUCAUUUACCUAAACCGUUGGUAAGGUUUUUAAUUGCUAUUCCAGACUUUCAACUUUAGGUGUUUUAAUUUUUAAAGAUUUUUUUAUUAAGCUUUGAUUAAAUGUUGUGUUGUACUAAAAUAGUUUAUAUACUUUUUUUUUGUCCAUAAAUCCUUUGUAAUUUAUUAAAAAGCAUUUAUAUGAAGCAUUAAAUAGUAUAUGUAAUAUAAUUAUUCUUGUUAAGAGCCAAAAUGUAUCAAUAUAUUAGGGAUUUUCCAGAUCCUCACUAUUGUGACUGACAAUUUUAGUGGUUGGUAGCUUUUGUUUUAAUAAUUUUGCACAUAUUUAUUUUGUACAAAGAAAAAUGUUUUAGCCUGAACCACCGGGUCAUGAGUUAUUUAUAGAAAAUACUUGCUAUUGAAAGGUAGAAAUUGUGUCUAUUAUUUGUAUGUUAACAUGUGCAUGAUAUAAAUUAAGGUCUGAUAUGUACAUACGAGUAUAUUUAAACUGUGGUGUAAACCAUGAUUAUGUGAGGUAUGAUUAUCUAAACCUUGAUUAUGUGGCCCAUGAUUUAUUCAACCAUGAUUAUAUGAACCAUGAUUAUGUAAACCAUGAUUAUGUGAAUCAAGCUUUUUUCAACUAUAAUAAUCUUAAUGAUAAUAAAUAUAUUUAUAUGUUUUCCUUUUCUAAUAAAAGGCUAAGAAGAA
Ruditapes philippinarum (Manila clam) is the source of this 12499-nucleotide messenger RNA. Its product is annotated as F-box/LRR-repeat protein 20-like. The record is from RefSeq and is a predicted model, not a curated record. Gene Ontology annotation, molecular function: protein binding. NCBI's taxonomy places the organism in Eukaryota, Metazoa, Mollusca, Bivalvia, Venerida, Veneridae. Gene Ontology annotation, cellular component: SCF ubiquitin ligase complex. The transcript has 3 exons. The coding region runs from base 124 to 2247 and encodes 707 amino acids. Gene Ontology annotation, biological process: SCF-dependent proteasomal ubiquitin-dependent protein catabolic process.